AUGGAGUCAACAAAAAUCUUCAACACUGAACAAAUUAAGAAGGCAACCGAUAAUUAUAAUAAGAGCCAAGUCCUUGGCCAAGGAGGCUUUGGUGUUGUUUACAAAGGAAUAUUGUCGGAUAAUAGAGUGGUUGCUAUUAAAAAAUCCAAAACCAUUGGGGAUCAAAGCCAGAUUGAGCAAUUCAUAAAUGAGAUGAUUGGGUUUACUCAAUUCAACCAUAGAAAUGUGGUUAAGCUAUUAGGUUGUUGUUUAGAAACAAAAGUGCCCUUAUUGAUCUAUGAAUUCAUCACAAAUGGGACACGUUUUGAUCAUCUUCAUGAUAAAAGCCAGUCUUCCUUAUUCUCAUGGGACAAACGUCUAAAAAUAGCAACAGAAACUACAAGUGCAUUUGCAUACUUACAUUAUGAUGCUUUUAUACCAAUUACACAUCGAGAUGUAAAAAUUACAAAUACACUUUUGGAUGAAAACCACACAGAAAAAGUAUCAGACUUUGGAUCUUCAAGACUUGAUCCUCUUGAUCAAACACAAUUAACAAAUUUGGUGCAAGGAAGGUUUAGAUACUUGGACCCAGAAUGCAUUCAUACUAGCUAUCUAACAGAAAAAAGUGAUGUGUACAGUUUUGAUAUCGUAUUAGCGGAGUUAUUAACUGUUCUUGAUAACAACAUUCACAGUGGAAGUAAUAUUGUCAAGGAACUAACAAAAGUUGCUAAUGUUGCAAAAUGGUGCCUAAGCAUUAAAGGAGAUGAUAGGCCUACUAUGAAGGAGUUGGCAGUGGUGCUGGAUGGACUGAGAGGUAAGGGAAAGCAAGUAAGGAAAGAAGCUAAUCUCAACACAGAAGAGAGUGAGUAUUCGCUUAGUGCAUCAACACACUCUUUAAACAUUUAUGCUAGGGUUGGCUAUUUUUCCACAAGUACCAUUGAUAGUAUGGGAAAUCAAGCACUAAAACCAACAAAUGAUGGCAGAUAA
Messenger RNA from Juglans microcarpa x Juglans regia, 966 nucleotides. RefSeq names its product wall-associated receptor kinase 5-like. Gene Ontology annotation, molecular function: ATP binding; protein serine/threonine kinase activity. Gene Ontology annotation, biological process: cell surface receptor signaling pathway; protein phosphorylation. Gene Ontology annotation, cellular component: plasma membrane. NCBI's taxonomy places the organism in Eukaryota, Viridiplantae, Streptophyta, Magnoliopsida, Fagales, Juglandaceae. The transcript is spliced from 2 exons. The coding region runs from base 1 to 966 and encodes 321 amino acids. The record is from RefSeq and is a predicted model, not a curated record.